Metarhizium acridum CQMa 102 is the source of this 1365-nucleotide messenger RNA. RefSeq lists its product as uncharacterized. Gene Ontology annotation, molecular function: structural constituent of cell wall. The record is from RefSeq and is a predicted model, not a curated record. Gene Ontology annotation, cellular component: fungal-type cell wall. NCBI's taxonomy places the organism in Eukaryota, Fungi, Ascomycota, Sordariomycetes, Hypocreales, Clavicipitaceae. Gene Ontology annotation, biological process: fungal-type cell wall organization.
AUGAGCUCCCUUCGCAUGGUUGUGCUCGGCUCUGCCGUUGCCACUGCUUCCGCCAUCGCCGGCGACUUCCACAACACCACGGCCACGCCUCACGUCGUCUACACCACCGAGGUGGUCACUGCCCUGACCACCUACUGCCCUGCUCCCACGGUCCUCACCCAGGGCACCAAGACCUACACCGUCACCUCUGCCACCACCCUGACCAUCACCGACUGCCCCUGCACCAUCAGCAAGACCGUCCAGCCCACCGCCGUUCCCACCGGCACUCCUGGCGGCGACGAGUGCGCCAAGAAGUGCACCGACGCCUACAACCAGUGCCGCGGGGAGCCCGGAGCCAACCAGUCCACCUGCGCCUCCAAGUACGCCGCUUGCCUGGGAUACAACCCCUUCCAGGGCAACGGCUUCGUCACCCCCACCGCCUGCUCCUCCACGCCCGGCGUCAGCACCACCGCCGGCGUCGUCGUUCCUACCGGUCCCGGUGCCACUGCCGCUCCCUCCAAGCCCGCCUCCCCUAGCCAGCCUGCCGGCGGCAACGGCUGCCUCGACAACUGCAGCACUGCAUACGACAAGUGCCGCGGCGAGCCUGGUGCCAACUUGUCCACCUGCUUCUCCAACAACGAGGCUUGCAAGAGCACUUGCUCCGGUACUAAGCCUGCUCCUCCUGCCCCUACUGUCACCGGCGCCAAGCCCUCUGGCAACUCUACCAACCCCCCUGUUACCGCCGGUGCUGGUGCCAUGGCCCCUGCCAAGGUCCUCCUUGCCCUGGGUGCCAUUGCCUUGCUACGGCAACACGACUCGUCUUCGCCAGUUGGAACAUCUACGACUAAACUGAAACAUGUCGCCAUGGCCGAACCCAGCGAGCGUCCACAACCACAUAGGCACUACCGGGUUGUCAUGCAGCCCAACAAGAUGAAUUACACCGAUGGCUCUGGGGUCAGACGCGAGAUUCACAUCCCGACUGGUAGAUUCGACGAGGCAGCAGUGCUGUACGAGCAUGGCGACUGGGGGGAGCUGAACAAGUUUCCAGUCUGGGGUGAGUGUCGCGCGCGGCAUUUGAAUUGCAGAGCUGAUGGAGCUGCAGCUGGUCAACAUUACGCCGAGACGGGUUUCACGUACUUAACAUGUGAUGAGUAUAGCGGCGAGACGGAGACGGAAGACGAGGAUGAGGACGGCGAAGACUUGAAAGACAAAGAGGACAAGGUCGUUGAAAGGGACAAGGAAGAUGAAAAGGUGGUCAAUGAUGAGCAUGUUGUUUUCAUCUCGGAUGACGAGGAUGGCGCAAGGUCCGAAACGGAAACGGUAGCUGAGGAUGACGGACACGGCGAGAGCAAGCGGCCGCGGGAGUAUAUUUGUAUCUCGGACUGA